CGCCCACAUCCCCCAGCAUCAACAUGACGCGCCUAAAGCUGAAGAAGCUCGAGGAGUAUCUGCAGUGCGUCGACGGCUUUGAGAAGCCAAAGCUACUGCUGGAACAGUACCCAACUCCGCCCCACAUAGCUGCCUGCAUMACGCAUUGCAUGCAGGAGCAGUACGACGACAUCGAGGGCAAAYUGGUUGCUGAUCUGGGAUCWGGCUGCGGCAUGCUGAGCAUUGGUGCCACAUUGCUGGGCGCGCUGCUAACCAUCGGCUUUGAGCUAGACGACGCGGCUGUGAAUACCUUUCGGCAAAACGUGCUAGACAUGGAGCUGCCAAACGUGGACUGCAUCCGUGCCGAUGUGCUCCAAGUGCCUAACGGCAAGUGGGACAAGGCCUUCGACACGGUUGUCAUGAAUCCGCCCUUUGGCACCAAGCACAAUGCCGGCAUGGAUAUGCGUUUCCUGGAUGUGGGCACGCGAUUGGCCACUGGCGCAGUCUACUCGCUGCACAAAACCUCCACCCGGUGAGUGA
This is a messenger RNA of Drosophila arizonae, 519 nucleotides long. RefSeq names its product Methyltransferase like 5 (gene Mettl5). NCBI's taxonomy places the organism in Eukaryota, Metazoa, Arthropoda, Insecta, Diptera, Drosophilidae. Gene Ontology annotation, biological process: rRNA methylation. The record is from RefSeq and is a predicted model, not a curated record. Gene Ontology annotation, molecular function: rRNA (adenine-N6-)-methyltransferase activity; nucleic acid binding.